AUGAAUUCUUCAGAGAAGGAACAAGUGGACUGUACUAAUUUUUCAUCGCUGUCUCGUAACAAGACUCAGACUGCAGCUGGGUGGAACUCUGAAGUGACAUCCUGUUUCUUUUGGAGCCUUGCUUACAACGAGGUUUUAUUAAACAUCUCCACACUUACAGUUCUGAUGCUCUUCACUUUUUCCCUGGUUGUGAACAUUUAUCUGAUCCUGGGACUGGAACACUCAGAAGCUCUUUCCUGGAAUCCACGUUAUGUGCUGUUGAAGAACCUGAUCGUGAGUGAUUUGCUCCUUACUCUGACCAUCGGUCUUCCAGCACUUCGUUGCUUGCUGUGCCGGGAAACCCUAAGCUUUAACUUCAGAUGCAUAGCACAGUACUUCACAGGGGCACUGGCUAUCAGUAAUUCACUUCUUACAGUCACUUCCAUGGCUUUGGAGCGCUUUCUGUACACAUGCCAUGGCAUCCGCUACCUGGGUAUCAUGACCAACAUGCGAAUACUCUGCUUUAUGAUCCUCGUCUGGUCGGUGGCUUUAACAGGCGCUGGGACGUCUACUGUUUUGGUGCUGAUGGGCGGAGCAAAAUUUGGUCACAUCAUUGCAGCAUUUGUAUGCGAGCCAGAAGUUGUGCAAGCUCAGCUUGAGCAUUCAAAGUAUUUUGAGGCAUUCAACAAAAUCUUUGUCGGAUCCGUGCUUUUUCUUUGCCUCCUUUUGUUCUUGUUCUCCUACGGCCGUAUGUAUCAGGAAGCCCGGCAGGUUCAGCAACCAUUCCAGCAAGACAAUGCUCGUGCCAGAUGUACCAUCUCUUUUUACUUUGCCAUCUUUUUGCUUCAGUUGUUUCCAAGCACAGUUAAAUUAAUUGCUAUGUUUGGCAAGAACGUGGACAGUCACAUCUAUAUGUUAAUACUUGUAUUGAUUCCACCAUGUGUCAACCCACUGGCAUACGGCAUCAGAAAUAAGGAGGUGCGUCAGGCCCUGGGGCGUCUUUGUGAGUGGGGGAAACUUAAAGAACUAUUUUGUCGGUGA
Clarias gariepinus (North African catfish) is the source of this 1020-nucleotide messenger RNA. RefSeq names its product olfactory receptor 14I1. The transcript has a single exon. Gene Ontology annotation, biological process: G protein-coupled receptor signaling pathway. Gene Ontology annotation, molecular function: G protein-coupled receptor activity. The record is from RefSeq and is a predicted model, not a curated record. Bases 1 to 1020 code for a protein of 339 amino acids. Gene Ontology annotation, cellular component: membrane. NCBI's taxonomy places the organism in Eukaryota, Metazoa, Chordata, Actinopteri, Siluriformes, Clariidae.